GCCUGAUCAUCUUCGCGACAAAAACCCUCGCCAGCCGCCACCCCGUCCCUGCCUGUCGUCGCGACGCUCUGCCGCCCGUGCAAGCGUUUGGUAGGCAGGGUACUAGGGUUUUUCCAGCCAUGGCGUGGACCACCGCCGCCGUCUCCAGGUUCGCCGCCGCCUCCCCGGCCGCUGCGCCCCUCUCCUACGGGCUCGGCGCCGGCGCCGCCUCCUUGUCCUUCGCCGGGCGCCGCCGUUUCGCCCCCGUUGUCGCCGCGUCCCUCUCCACCUCCGCCACCGUUGUAAAGGAGGCUGUUCAGACAGAGAAGGCACCAGCAGCAUUAGGUCCUUAUUCUCAGGCCAUCAAAGCAAACAAUCUUGUGUUCAUGUCUGGAGUUCUUGGCCUGAAUCCUGAGACUGGGAAGUUUGUAUCUGAAAGCGUGGAGGAGCAAACUGAGCAGGUUAUGAAGAACAUGGGCGAAAUAUUGAAAGCAAGUGGUGCUAGCUACUCUUCGGUUGUGAAGACAACAAUCAUGUUGGCUGAUCUACAGGACUUCAAGAAAGUGAACGAGAUCUACGCCAAAUAUUUCCCGGCCCCCGCACCUGCACGCUCCACUUACCAAGUUGCGGCUCUUCCAUUGAACGCCAGAAUCGAGAUCGAGUGCAUUGCUGCUCUCUAAUUAGGUUAUCAAUGAGCAUUUCGGCCAUGUCGAUGUAGUUCUUCACUGUCCUGGAAUGAAUUAGCUGAUGGUACAAGUUCUUAAGUGUCACUGAGAUGCUUUCAUGUAGCAAUUGGGGUCUUGAAUUGCAUGUAAUAAACGUUUCCAGGAUAAGUGAGGUGUGUUGAACUGCA
This is a messenger RNA of Phragmites australis (common reed), 832 nucleotides long. RefSeq names its product reactive Intermediate Deaminase A, chloroplastic-like. Lineage: Eukaryota; Viridiplantae; Streptophyta; Magnoliopsida; Poales; Poaceae. The record is from RefSeq and is a predicted model, not a curated record. Bases 120 to 659 code for a protein of 179 amino acids. Gene Ontology annotation, molecular function: deaminase activity. The transcript has 6 exons. Gene Ontology annotation, cellular component: cytosol.